This is a messenger RNA of Onychostruthus taczanowskii (white-rumped snowfinch), 5299 nucleotides long. It is a transcript of the gene TGFBRAP1, whose product is annotated as transforming growth factor beta receptor associated protein 1. The coding region runs from base 178 to 2769 and encodes 863 amino acids. The record is from RefSeq and is a predicted model, not a curated record. Gene Ontology annotation, biological process: intracellular protein transport; vesicle-mediated transport; endosomal vesicle fusion. Gene Ontology annotation, cellular component: membrane; cytoplasm. NCBI's taxonomy places the organism in Eukaryota, Metazoa, Chordata, Aves, Passeriformes, Passeridae. The transcript is spliced from 12 exons.
GCGGCGGGAGAGGCUCCGUGUCCGGGCGGGCGCGCCGGGGCCGGCCGGCGGCGGGCCUGGCUGCGCGGUGUGUGCGAGGGGACGGGUAGCGCAUCCCUGCCCUGCCGGGGCUCCGCGGCUCCGGAGAGCGGCAGCCACAGGUUAAUUGGAGCCCGCGCAGAUCACCCAGAAGACACAAUGAGCGUUAAAGCUUUCAAGCUCGUUUCUGCUGUUGAGCGGGAGAUGUUAAUGGGAGACAAAAAUUAUAUCAACAUCGAGUGCAUUGAGUGUUGUGGGAAGAACCUCUAUAUUGGAACCAAUGACUGCUUUAUCUAUCACUUUCUGCUGGAUGAAAAGGUAUCCACAGCUGGAAAAAUAACUUUUGCUGCCACCAAGCAACUACACAAAUACCUGGGUUUGAAGAAGCCUGUGAGCGAGUUGAAAGCAGCCUCUGCCCUCACGAGACUGCUUGUGCUUUGUGACAACACGAUAACACUAGUGAACAUGAUCAACUUGGAACCUGUCCCCACUGGUGCUAGGAUCAAAGGAGCUGUGACAUUCACACUGAAUGAAAACCCUGUGAGUGGGGAUCCUUUCUGCGUUGAAGUUUGCAUUAUCUCGGUCAAGCGUCGCACCAUUCAAAUGUUCAUGGUGUUUGAAGACAGAGUCCAGAUAGUGAAGGAAGUGUUUACUCCAGAGCAACCCUGUGCUGUGGCUGUAGAUGGUUACUACUUAUGCCUUGCCCUUACUACACAGUAUAUAAUUUUGAAUUACAAUACUGGCGUCUCCCAGGACCUAUUUCCUUAUUGCAGUGAUGAGAAACGGCCAAUUGUGAAAAGAAUAGGCAGACAAGAGUUUCUGUUGGCUGGCCCUGGAGGCCUAGGCAUGUUUGCUACUGUAGAUGGGAUUUCACAGCGUGCCCCAGUGCACUGGUCAGAGAACGUGAUUGGGGCAGCUUUGUGCUUUCCUUACGUGGUUGCUCUUGAUGAUGAGUUCAUUACGGUGCACAGCAUGCUGGACCAGCAGCAAAAGCAAACCCUGCCUUUUAAAGAAGGUCACAUUCUACAGGACUUUGAAGGAAAGGUGAUUGUUGCUACUAACAAGGGUGUAUAUAUCUUGGUGCCACUACCUUUGGAAAAACAGAUUCAGGAUCUUCUAGCUAGCCACAGAGUGGAAGAAGCCCUUGUUCUAGCAAAAGGAGCUCGAAGGAAUAUUCCAAAAGAGAAAUUUCAGGUAAUGUACAAACGAAUCCUGCAGCAAGCAGGUUUUAUACAGUUUGCACAGCUUCAGUUCCUUGAAGCAAAAGAACUCUUCAGAAGCGGCCAGCUUGAUGUCCGGGAGCUGAUCUCUCUGUACCCCUUCCUGUUGCCUACUUCCUCUUCAUUUAUCCGGACUCAUCCUCCUCUGCACGAGUACGCCGACCUGAACCAGCUGACCCAAGGGGACCAGGAGAAGAUGACAAAAUGCAAACGAUUCCUCAUGAGUUACUUGAAUGAAGUCCGCAGCACUGAGGUUGCAAACGGAUACAAGGAGGAUAUUGACACUGCUUUACUCAAACUGUAUGCAGAGGCAAAUCAUGAAAGCCUGCUGGAUCUCCUAGUUUCAGAGAACUUCUGUCUUUUAACAGAUAGUGCUGCCUGGCUGGAAAAACACAAAAAGUAUUUUGCUCUUGGUCUCCUGUAUCACUACAAUGGUCAGGAUGCUGCAGCACUUCAGUUAUGGGUGAAAAUAGUUGAUGGAGACAUUCAAGAUUCUACACGUUCAGAUCUCUAUGACUACAUAGUAGACUUCCUUACAUUCUGCUCAGACCAAGAGCUGGUGUGGAAGUAUUCUGAAUGGAUUUUACAAAAAAAUGAAGAGGUUGGUGUACAGAUUUUCACCAAAAGGCCUUUGGAAGAACAGGAGAAAAACAACUUUAAUCCAGAUGAUAUCAUCAGUUGCCUUAACAAAUAUCCUAAAGCACGUGUCAAAUAUCUAGAACAUCUAGUACUGGAAAGAAAAAUACAGAAAGAAAAGUACCAUACUCAUCUAGCUGUCUUGUACUUGGAGGCAAUACUUCAGCUAAAAUCUGAGACCACAGAUAAUUGUACAGAAACAACUGAACUGCUGUUGAAACUUCGCAGUCUGCUUCAGAAAUCUGAUCUUUAUAGAAUUCGCUUUAUUUUAGACAAAAUCCAGGGCACAGACCUUCACAUGGAGAGUGCAAUUUUAUAUGGGAAACUAGAAGAACACGAGAAGGCUUUGCAUAUCCUCGUCCAUGAGUUGAAGGACUUCCAUGCUGCUGAAGAGUACUGUGUGUGGAACUCUGAGAACAGAGACUUGCAGUACAGGCGGAGGCUUUUCCAUAUGCUGCUGUCAGUGUAUUUAACUCCAGGCACUUCGGACUGUGCGCUCGUCAUGGCUGCUGUGGAUCUCCUGAACAACCACGCUGCGGAAUUUGAUGCAGGUCUGGUUCUGCAGGUGGUGCCCGACAGCUGGUCAGUGCAGCUCCUCUCCCCUUUCCUGGCUGGAGCAGUGAGACAAAGCAUUCACACAAAAAGAAUGACUCAGGUGGCACUUGGGUUAGCACAAGCUGAAAACUUAAUCUACAAGCAUGAGAAGGUUAAACAAAAAGGAGCCCCGAUUCUUCUUUCAGACAAAAAGGUGUGUCAGGUGUGCCAAAAUCCUUUCUGCGAGCCUGUGUUUGUAAGAUACCCCAAUGGGAGUGUGGCCCACACGCACUGUGCUGCAAACAGGCAUCCCAAUUCCAAUGUGACUCAUCAUUCUCCCAGCUCCAGCAAUCAGACUUGAAAUAUUCCCACAGUUCCCAUGACUUAUACCCCAUCGAAAGUGGGCUGGAAAGAAAACAGUGCAGCUACUUUAAGUAUAAAUCAAGGUGGACAGCUAGUUUUUGGGCUUAUGGGAAGACUUCCAGUAAAUAUAAAAUACUGCUACUUAUCUUUUUGAUUUCUAAUGAAUGUAGAUAGAAAAGAAAAUUCACUACCACACAUGGAGAGGUGCAAAUAUGGGCUCUUCUGUGAAUAGGAGUAAACACUUAAGAAAAAAGGAGCCUUUUCUUCACAGUGAGGAUGAAUGUUACGGAGUGAAGGCAAACAGUCAUUUUAAGAAUUGUCACUUUGCACUAACUGUGGUGUUGAUAAAUUUGUGGAGGGCAAGAUCGCAUUUAUUGGAGUUGGAAUUCCUAAAGAGUGAUGGGACAAGAUUGGCAUCGUGCAGCUUACUAUGAAGACAGAGAUGUGCAUCGAUUUUAGUGCUUGCUGCAGCAUGUCUUUUGGGCUGGAUUAUCUUCCACAGGAUCACAUUAUCAACUUCAUUUUUUUUCCUCUACAAAAUGUUGGCUUUUGAUGCACUUUUUAAUACCUCCCUCCCAUCCACCUGCUAUAUGGAAUUUAAAUGUAAGCACUGUUCUGUUAGGUUUCUGCUCCUGCAGUUACUGUAAUGUACUGAGUGGAAACCAAUAACCUCAAUCACACAGGUGAGCUUGGAAGAAAAAAGAAAGUUUGUCUGGUCAGACUGUAGUCACUUUUAUAUGGGGGAAGAGGCCCUGACUUUAAUACUGAUUUAUUUAUUAAUAUGCAAAUAUGCUGUACAUACAGUUGAAUAAAUUGAUCUUAUCAUUCUAGCAUUUCUUUGGAGGAUUAAGAUGUAACUGAUACAUAAAUGUACAGAUGAUGUGCUAAAUGUUUGCUAUAACAUAACUUAGGCAGGUUGGAACUCCACAAAAAUGGGUUUUAGUGCUUAUGGAUGACUUUGUGCAAUCAAAACCAUAGAGAGAAGGCAUAAAAUUUUAAGAAAUCUACAAAAGUGCACUACAGGGGUACUGGGUUUUUUAUAUUCUACUAAAUAUUCUGUGAACUAAAAUUUUUCAAAUAACAUAAACCCCUUACUUAACUGCCCUCAUAUGUAUUCACAUUGUUAUUUAACCAUUUUAAAGAAGUUGAUUUAAAAUAUGUAGCUUCCCCCAAGAGAGGUUAAAAAAUGACAACUUUAAAUAAACUUAAGUACUGCAAAGUGAAAGCAUUUCUUUGAAUUCUGUAAAGAUCUAAUAAAUACCAGGCUUACUGACCUGCAUGCAGUUGAGUUGGUAUGGCUGCUCCCUGUUUCAGAAUUCCAAAUCAGUGGUGGCUUUCAGCAAAAUGGAGUAUCUGCUUGGUCCUUUCUAGAAUCACAGAACAAUCUGAGUUGGAAGGGAUGAAUCAGGAUCAUGGAGUCCAGGUCCUGGCCCUACACAGGACAACCCGGAGUCACACCGUGUCCCUCAGUGUUGUCCUGAUGCAGCCUCCUUGUACAGAAAGGCUGGCUUAGGAAGUACAGUGCUGCCUCCAAGAAGGGGCAGCCAGACCUCAUCCAGGGGAAGAAGAUAUCCAUCUCUUCUCACAGAAACAUGCAAUGGUUUGGGGUGAAAGGGACCUUAAAGAUCAUCUAUUCCAACGCCCCUGCCAUAGGCAGGGAUAUCUUCCACUAGACCAGGUUCUUCAAAGCCUCAUCCAAUCUGGCCUUGAACAUUUCCAAAGAUGGGUUGUCUACAACUUCCCUGAGCAACCUGUGCCUCACCACCCUCACAGUAGAGAAUUUUUUCCUGAUAUCUGAUCUGAACUUGCCCUCCUUCAGCCUAAGCCAUUCCCCUUUGCCCUAUUGCUACAUGCAAAGUCCCUCUUCAGCUCCCUUGCUGUCUCCCUUCAGGUUCUGGAAGGUGCUAUAAAGUCUUCCAAGAGCCUCUCUCCAGGCUGAAGAACCCCAGCUCUCAACCUGUGUUCCAGGAGAGGUGCUCCAGCCCUGUGAUCAUCACUGAGGCUUUACUCUCAACUCAUUCCAACAGUUCAACAUCUUUCUUGUAUUGUGGGUCCCUGAGCCAUACUCGAGGUGUGGAGUACUUUGCUUUAAAGCAAAGACCUUUGAAUCUUUCUCCUGAUUUUGAAAUUAGGAAAGUAUAACUGUUGUGCUGAAUUUUACUUACUUUUGAAAGCCCGAGUAAGGAAUUUUGUAGUGCUUUGUCCUAAGACAUGCAAGUCACAUUUAGUGAGAGGCACUUCAGAAGAAGUCAAGUGUGGGCAUUUCUGACUGUUCUGGCAUGAGUGACUCUGCUGUGGCACUGGUAUAAGCAGAGUCUCUGUCUUGUAUCAUGGGGUUUGAACAUUGUGUCUACAACUGGCAGUAAUGGCAUAGAAAAAUUUGUAGUCCCCUGUCCUCAAAAUACUUGCUGAUAAGAGUGGAAGUGACUUUUACAAAGACCCUAUAAAACUUUUGUGUGCACUAGCAUGCAUUUCUUAAGAAAUACUUUCUUUUGCUGCCAGCAUCCUAAGUAUGCUCUUUUUUCCUA